UUGAUCCAUUCAAUUGGCAAGAUAUCUCCUGGACGCUGUCUUGGGUGCCUGCUAUCUGCCUCAACAAAAUCCCCAAUCCUCUCCUCCGUCAAUUCACCAUGAUGCAGAUCAGCUCCACCGUUUCCGCACACAACCUUCACAAGUUCCAAGCCAUAAGGUGCCCCAGCUUCACCUUCAGGUCCCAAGCCUCUUCCUCCCUCAAACAGCCCCAAACCAUUCAGCAGAACCCCUUCAUCUCCACCGAGUCAACUCGCCUGCACCUCGCCAACCUCGACAAGCUCCUCGAAACGCAAAAGCCUCUCGUCCACAACCCACAACAACAACCGAUCAUCAACAAGGAUCAAAAGAAGGGAAGAAGCUUCCUUGAGGGCCUCAACCUGGCCAGGCUCUGGCCGGAGAUCAAAGCCACCGAGGAAAUGUCCCCGCGCCACCUCAAAAACCUCCAGCGCCUCCUCUCCAAGACCGCCGAAUACUCCCCGCGCAACAUCCUCGGCGGCCGCUGGCGGGAAUACCACGGCAGCAACGAUUGGAAAGGGAUGCUCGAUCCCCUCGACGAGAAUCUCCGCCGCGAGGUCGUCCGUUACGGCGAAUUCGUCCAAGCCGCGUAUCAAGCCUUUCACUCCGACCCCGCCAUGUCAACGGAAGAAGCCCCACACCCCCGCCACGUGCCACUCCCUGAUAGAUCCUACAGAAUGACCAAAAGCCUCUACGCCACGUCAUCCAUCGGGUUACCUAAAUGGGUCGAUGACGUGGCCCCGGAUCUAGGUUGGAUGACCCAGCGAUCCAGCUGGGUGGGAUACGUCGCCGUUUGCGAAGACAGGAGAGAGAUCGCUCGCAUGGGAAGACGCGACAUCGUAAUCUCCCUCCGCGGCACCUCCACGUGCCUCGAGUGGGCCGAAAAUCUCAGGGCCCAUUUAGUCGACAUGCCUGAUGAUAAUAACUCAGAAGCCCAAGGAAAGGCCAAAGUGGAGUGCGGGUUUAUGAGUUUGUACAAAACAAGAGGCGCGCACGUGCCGAGUCUGGCGGAGUCAGUAGUAGAGGAAGUAAAGCGUCUAAUUGAAAUGUACAAAGGCGAAGAGUUAAGCAUUACCGUAACCGGACACAGCCUGGGUGCCACGCUGGCGUUAUUGGUGGCCGACGAGAUCAGCAGGUGCGAGGCGGAAGUGCCGCCCGUGGCUGUUUUCUCCUUCGGCGGGCCGCGCGUGGGGAACAAGGCGUUCGGGGAGCGCGUGACGUCGAGGAACGUGAAGGUGUUGAGAAUAGUGAACUCGCAGGACGUGAUUACGAGAGUCCCCGGGAUGUUCGUGAGCGAGGAGCUUGAGGAGAAAAUGCGGAACGUGGGAGGGGGCGUGUUGGAGGAGAAGACGCCGUUGGCCUACUCGCACGUGGGGACUGAGCUGCGCGUGCACACCAAGAUGUCGCCGUAUCUUAAGCCCGAUGCUGACAUGGCCUGUUGUCAUGACUUGGAGGCUUACUUGCACUUGGUGGAUGGGUUCUUGGCCUCCAAUUGUCCCUUCAGACCGAAUGCUAAGAGAAGCUUGGCCAGGUUAAUGCAGGACCAAAGCUCCAAUGUAAAGAAAUUGUAUACCAGCAAGGCAAAGGCCUUGACUGUGAAUCUCAGUAGACAGAGAUCCUUGUCUAUGUCUAACUGUUUGCCUAGUCCAUCAUAAUAUAACUCUAAAUCUUACAUUUCAAUUA
Messenger RNA from Cajanus cajan (pigeon pea), 1698 nucleotides. The record is from RefSeq and is a predicted model, not a curated record. Lineage: Eukaryota; Viridiplantae; Streptophyta; Magnoliopsida; Fabales; Fabaceae.